AUUAGUGCCAAGCUUGUUCAAAGGACAAAUAACCAGUUGGAAUUGUACCUCAACACAUGAUUCUCUCAUCGUUGGAGUUAUUGACCAUUUAAUAUCAAAAUUCAGUUCGUAGCAUCCAUUCUCACAGUGAAAAAAGAGAAUCACAUCUCCAACCAACACUCUCUCUCUCUCUCUCUCUCCCCCCAUAAACGCUAGCUCUGUCCGACCUCUCGCCUCCUUCGACACCCGUUCUCUGAUAGAUUCAUGACGAUGAAUGAGCGGAAGACGAUUGACUUGGAGCAAGGAUGGGAGUUCAUGCAGAAGGGGAUCACCAAGCUGAAGAACAUUUUAGAAGGGCUGCCCGAGCCACAGUUCAGCUCUGAGGACUACAUGAUGCUCUACACGACCAUCUACAACAUGUGUACUCAAAAACCGCCACACGACUACUCCCAGCAACUGUACGACAAGUAUCGCGAAUCUUUUGAGGAGUACAUUAGUGCAAUAGUGCUGCCAUCCUUGAGAGAGAAGCAUGAUGAAUUCAUGUUGAGGGAACUUGUUAAGAGAUGGUUGAACCAUAAAGUUAUGGUCAGGUGGCUAUCUCGAUUCUUCCAUUAUCUUGAUCGCUACUUUAUAGCUCGGAGAUCACUUCCGCCCCUUAACGAAGUUGGACUCAUUUGUUUCCGUGACCAGGUCUACCAGGAAUUAAAUGGAAAAGUGAGGGAUGCUGUGAUAUCUCUGAUUGAUCAAGAACGCGAGGGAGAGCAGAUUGACCGAGCUUUAUUGAAGAAUGUCUUGGACAUAUUUGUUGAAAUUGGAAUGACACACAUGGAUCACUAUGAAAAUGACUUUGAAGAGGCCAUGCUUAAAGAUACUGCUGCUUAUUAUUCCCGGAAAGCAUCAAACUGGAUUCUGGAAGAUUCUUGUCCUGAUUAUAUGUUAAAAGCUGAAGAGUGUCUAAGACGGGAGAAAGAUAGAGUUUCUCAUUACUUGCAUUCAAGCAGUGAGCCCAAGUUACUCGAGAAAGUUCAACAUGAGUUGUUGUCUGUAGUUGCCAACCAGCUUCUUGAGAAAGAGCAUUCUGGAUGCCAUGCGCUGCUUAGAGAUGACAAGGUAGAAGAUUUGUCAAGAAUGUUCAGACUUUUCUCUAAAAUUCCUAAAGGCCUAGAUCCUGUUUCUAGUAUAUUUAAGCAGCAUGUUACUGCUGAAGGUACAGCUUUGGUCAAGCAGGCCGAGGAUGCUGCAAGCAAUAAGAAGGCAGAUAAAAGGGAUAUAGUUGGUUUGCAGGAGCAGGUUUUUGUCAGGAAGGUGAUUGAGCUGCAUGACAAAUACGUAGCAUAUGUGAAUAAUUGUUUCCAGAAUCAUACUCUCUUCCGCAAGGCACUCAAGGAAGCAUUUGAAAUCUUCUGCAAUAAGUGUGUGGCUGUAAGCUCUAGUGCGGAGCUACUAGCCACCUUUUGUGACAAUAUUCUUAAGAAAGGUGGGAGUGAGAAACUAAGUGAUGAAGUCAUUGAAGAAACGCUGGAAAAGGUAGUAAAGCUGCUUGCUUAUAUAAGUGACAAAGAUUUGUUUGCUGAAUUCUAUAGGAAAAAACUUGCCCGGCGGCUUCUUUUUGAUAAGAGUGCUAAUGAUGACCACGAGAGAAGCAUUCUGACAAAGCUAAAGCAGCAAUGUGGUGGUCAAUUCACCUCAAAAAUGGAGGGAAUGGUUACGGAUUUGACACUGGCAAGAGAGAAUCAAACCAGUUUUGAGGAGUAUUUAAGUAACAAUUCUCAAGCAAAUCCAGGGAUUGAUUUGACAGUUACUGUUUUGACAACUGGCUUUUGGCCUAGUUACAAGUCCUUUGAUCUCAAUCUUCCUGCAGAGAUGGUUAAAUGCGUUGAAGUUUUCAAGGAAUUUUAUCAGACGAAGACGAAGCACAGAAAGCUCACUUGGAUAUACUCAUUGGGUACUUGUAAUCUUAUUGGAAAGUUUGAACCCAAAACCAUGGAGCUAAUUGUGACAACUUAUCAGGCUUCUGCCCUCUUGCUUUUCAAUUCUGCGGACCGGUUGAGUUAUUCAGAAAUAGUGUCUCAGUUAAACUUGACCGAUGAUGAUGUUGUUAGAUUGCUACAUUCUCUCUCGUGUGCAAAAUAUAAAAUACUUAACAAAGAGCCAAAUACAAAAACAAUCUCUCCUACCGACUACUUCGAGUUCAACUCCAAGUUCACUGACAAGAUGAGGAGGAUUAAGAUUCCUCUCCCUCCUGUGGAUGAAAAGAAGAAAGUAAUUGAAGAUGUUGACAAGGACAGACGAUAUGCCAUUGAUGCCUCAAUUGUGCGCAUCAUGAAAUCACGGAAAGUUUUGGGACACCAACAAUUGGUCAUGGAAUGUGUCGAACAGUUAGGUCGCAUGUUCAAGCCUGAUUUUAAGGCUAUUAAAAAGCGAAUUGAAGAUCUGAUUACUCGAGAUUAUCUUGAACGUGACAAAGAUAACCCCAACUUGUUCAGAUACUUGGCAUGACAUGCCCUUGCUAUUCAGCCUGAAGGAAUGGUGAAUUGUGUUCUGCGAAUUUCACGUCAUAAGUGUCGGUGCUUGGGGAAAGGAGAACGAACAUAUGUAAAUGCUACUACCAUAUGAAUCCUCUUUUGGUGAUUGUUUAGAAAGAACUGGAGGAUACUUGUAAAUUUUGCCCAAGGUCAGGUUUGGAGAAUUUCCACAAGCUGUCUGUCCACAAUGGAGAGGUUUGAAGCACCAACACAACCAUCCUCUUCGUCGUUUUGAUGCGAGCCCAUCCCAUGACAUUUAGUACUUUUUGUUAAUUUGCUCCUUUGCCAAGCCUCCAAAGAACCAAAGAAAAUGUAUUUUAAUCCUGCUCGGGUUCAUGUUGAUAUAUCCUGUAGAAGUUACAGGUGAAUGGUCUGUCAUGUAACGCAAGCAUCGAAUGUUAUGGAUUUGUCCAUAUAUUUUAUGUGAUUCUGUAACUUAUUUUCUCGUACACAUUGAUCGAAUUAAGUUGAGCUAGUGUGAUAAGAUGCUAA
Molecule: messenger RNA, 2996 nt
Organism: Tripterygium wilfordii
Lineage: Eukaryota; Viridiplantae; Streptophyta; Magnoliopsida; Celastrales; Celastraceae
Product: cullin-1-like
Exons: 20
Coding region: 244-2478 (744 amino acids)
Biological process (GO): protein ubiquitination; ubiquitin-dependent protein catabolic process
Cellular component (GO): cullin-RING ubiquitin ligase complex
Molecular function (GO): ubiquitin protein ligase binding
Source: RefSeq, a predicted model, not a curated record